Selaginella moellendorffii is the source of this 2422-nucleotide messenger RNA. RefSeq names its product serine/threonine-protein kinases drp72-like. The transcript has a single exon. Gene Ontology annotation, molecular function: protein kinase activity; ATP binding. Gene Ontology annotation, biological process: protein phosphorylation. The coding region runs from base 105 to 2303 and encodes 732 amino acids. Lineage: Eukaryota; Viridiplantae; Streptophyta; Lycopodiopsida; Selaginellales; Selaginellaceae. The record is from RefSeq and is a predicted model, not a curated record.
GGGGAGGAGGAAAUCUAGGGGACCGAGUGGAUGAGCGCGGCCAGAAUCGUGGCGAGGGGGGCAAGACGGAUCGCAUUGACGGCGCUGGCCAAUCCCCAUGGAAAAUGGAGGAUUCCAUCGCUUGCAGCUUCGAGCUGUCGGCGCUCACAGAGAAGCUGUGGCACGCGAGCGUGGCGGCCAAGAUCCGGCGCCGCCAGUGCCGCGCCCUCCACCUCCGCUGCUCCCAGAUCGAUGGCUACGUGCUGGCCUGGAAGGCUGGCGGAUCCAGGGCCGAAUUCGUGACGCGCGCCGGCCCGGCAAUGCUGGAGAUGGUGAAGAUCUUCAAGCGCGCGCUCAAGCUGGUGGGUGACUGUGGCGGCGCUCGCUGCUGGCUCCAGAUGGCGGCGGCGCGGCUCCACAGCGGCGACGAAUUCCUGGCGGUGCUCGAGGAUCUGGAGGAGGUCGUGGAGGCCGUGAGCGCUAGGGUUUUGAUUGGCGGCGGCGGCGGCGAGAUCCUGCGCCACAAGUGCCUCGAGCACCAAUCCUUCGUGCGCGAGGAGCUGCUGGGCGCGGAGGCGCGUGAGCGCGAGAAGAUGGUGGCGGCGCUGGAGCAUCGGGUCCGCGAGGCGGGGGACCCGGUGAGCGCCCACGCGCUGGAGCGGCUGAGGCAGGGCGGCGGCGAUACGGCGGCGCCGCCGAUGCUCCGCCGGGCGGACGUGACGUGGGAGCCGGCGGACAAGCUCGGGCAGGGCGCGUCCGGGACGGUGUACCGCGCGGACUGGCUGGGACAGGCGGUGGCCGUCAAGGUCUUCAAGCGCGACGACGUCACGUUUGAGAGGGAGGUGGCGGCGCUCGUCGCGCCACACCCCCACGUCCUCCAGGUGAUCGGCUACCUGGGCGCUGGCGAUGGCGAUCCGGUGAUCGUGAUGGAGCUCAUGCGCAUGGAUCUGCGGCGCUUCCUCGACGCUGGCGGUGGCGGCGGCGCGCCCUCCCACCUCGCCAUCGACUUGCUCCUCCAGAUCGCCCGCGGUACGCAAUUCCUCCACGACCACGGCGUCGUCCACCGCGAUCUUAAGCCGCAGAACGUCCUGGUGGACUUUGACGGCAACGACCGGCGGAUGGUCAACGUUCUGUUGACUGACUUCGGCAUCGCGAGGACCGGCUUUGACAGCAUGGUCAACGACUUGACCAGCCUCCGCGGCACGCCGCGGUACAUGGCGCCCGAGAUGAUGGCGUCCGCGGCCGCGACGCUGGGCGGCUACUCGCGCAAGGUGGACGUGUACAGCUUUGGCGUGCUGUGCUCCGAGGUUCUCACUGGAUCACCGCCGUUUGGAGACAAGCGAUGGCUCGGGAUCAACGAAGUCAGGGAGAUGGUCGACUCCGGGAAGAGGCCCGAGCUCCCGGCGUCGUGCCCCGGCGAGCUCCGGGAUCUCAUUACGCGCUGCUGGAGCGGCGACGCCGAGUCCCGCCCCGCCUUCUCGGAGAUCGAGCGCGAGCUCGCCAGUAUCAAGAGGAAGCUCUUGGCGUGGAACCUCACGGAGAGCAGCACCACCGCGAGCAACAACAACACGACGAGCUCUAGCAGCAGCAACAGCGUCAGCGUCAGCGUCGUCCACCACGACGAUCGAUCCAGCGUGGUUCUUCCCGGUGUGGAGGAGCUGCGGCUGCGAGGAGCGCCGGUGGUUGGCAGCAACCUUGGCGUCCGGUUGCGGGCAGUGAACGGUGCCGCGUUCGUCCUCUGCCAGUGGAUCUGCGAGGGCGAGAGUGGAAUAGCUCAUCAGCCACCGGUGCUGGUUCCAGUGAUCACCGCGGCCUCGUCUUCUUCCAUCCCGGAGCUCACCCGCACGAUCACAGCCGCGGAGUACCGGAAGAAGCUGGUGCUCCAGUGCCUGCCGCUCAGCUCCACGAUGCGUCCCGGGAUCGUGGCCAGGAAGUCGAGCAGCAGGGUUGGGCUUGGCGGCGAGCUCCAGGAGACGAUCGAAAGGAGCUACGCCGGCGGCCAGGCGAGCUUCAAGGUGGUCCAGCUGCGCCCGCGGUGGUGGGAGUCGACGGGGAAGCUCUUCAUCAAUCGCCAGGACUAUCUCCUGUGGUGGGGGCAGGGAAAUCCCAAGAACGUCCGCUACUCCUUCUCGGACUCCCCACAGGGGCGCGAGCACCCGGCCCCGCUCCAGCUCUCGCCCGCGGGGCCGAUGCUGUGCGAUCUCCGGAGGAGCGACGGCAGCUCGUGCGUGAUCAAAUUCACGGCGCAAUCCACCCGCGACGCAGCCGUGCUCACGAUGAUGUACUUCUGGGAACGGCGCCAUGAAUCCAUCUCGGCGCGGUAGAGAGGAGGGAAUCGAUUUCAAAUGGGAAACAUAUUCUUUGGUGGGCAUAUUCGUGCUCGUUUCUGGGAAUCUUCUCGUUGGGGUAUAUUCGCUCAAACUCAAGGCCAGCAGAUCAAGAA